AUGUGGACAAAUCCACAUAAUGGUCAUUGUCUAGACUUUGUUGGCAAUACUACAGACAUAGAAGAAGAAGUAAUGAACUGUGUCUUCAUUCACAAGUGUGCAUUAACUCAACCAGGUCAACAUUAUUUGUGCCCAUGUACAGGAAAUGGAUGUCGCACUUUUCUCUAUGACUAUUGUGGUUCAAAUAACGAUCCAUUGUUUUCGUAUCCUGUCGGUCGUAUACUGACACCGUUUGUCGAGACCGCUUAUGAAAGUUAUUCACAUGAUUUUGACACAAAUCAGUGGCCGGACAUUGUCAAAUUCACUCGGAGUAUUAAAUGCAAUUAUGAAAUCCGAAUAGUUCCAAGUGCUGCAGACAAGAUUGACUAUGAAGAUAUAAUGUCAUACUACGCACCAGCUACUGCUUGGCAUCCAUUUGAGACUACCUUUUGCAUGACUUAUUAUUAUUAUGAUACACUUAAUGUAUUGAGCUAUGGAAGCUGUUGGAAUGAUUCGUAUCCAAAUCAAGCAAAGCACUGUGACAAAGAUCGACCAAUUGGUUGCAUUUCAAAAUACCAAGUCAAAGAUGGAUUAUAUGAUUGCCCAGAAGGUAAGCUGCUGUAGGUGCUAUCUCAUUAUUUUAAUCUGGAGGUAAGAAAAACGACAUUCAGCUCACGAGCGAACCUCCACAGCUAAUAAAUUGUUUUUGAGAUCAGACUCCUCUCACUAAGUUCCGUAGCACUUGAGAAUGACUCUCCAAGAGAGCUAGACAACUACGAGUACAAAUAUUUGUACUUGAACAACAGUACUCGUCCUUGGUUUGGGAAGCACAAGUACUUUUCUAAAAUUACAAGUAAAGUACUUUGUACUCGAAUACUUGUACUUUCAAGUACAAUUACUCGAAAUGUACUUAAGAGAGGGUCCGCGAGACCACCGACCAAACUUGCAUCCGAAAAACUUUUUCAUUUUUAAAUGAGUUAGAUUAUUUGAAAGAGCGUGAAAAGUUAUGCUCAAAACCAAAUUUUUACGUUUUUUUGCAAAUCCUUUCAAGAGUUAUGAAGGAAUGAUUGAAUUUAUCCUCGGGUUCUAUUUUCUAAAUUUUUAAAAAUUUUGAUGAAUUUCAGAGAAUUCUGUUUAAGAGCCAGUCCAUGUAAGCCACGACCGAAGUUGCUCAAUCGAUAUCGUCAGAUUUUGCUUAAUUUAAGACAUGUGAUGUGGUAGAGGGAAGAGUUUUGUGAAUUUCGACGCAAGCCGCUUCAAAAAAUAAUGAUCCCUCAGUUUUUGUGAGCAUUUUACGAAAAGGCCUAAAAAUGACCUUAUAUAUAAAUCGGGGUCCUAAUGCAGCGAUAUUUCACAAACGGUUCAACCAAAUGAGCUGAAAGUUUUUACUGCUAUAUAUCUCAGUGAGUUCUAUUUAGAAUAAAAUUUUCCUUUUAUUAUAUUGAGCCAUUGGGAUUUUAUGAAGUACUCAAUAUAUGAAAAAAGAUUCAUUUUCGGUAAGUUUGGCGCUUCAUAACUUUUGAUAGGAAUGACAUAUAUGUCUGAAAUUUUCAUAGUUAAUAGUAUACUGAGAGAUAUAUUUUUUCUGAAAAUUUCAGCUAUCUAUACCGUUCUAUUUGCUCAGGGCAACCCCGUGAAAAAACGAAAUUUUGAUAAACGUGGGCACUUUCAGGAUAGGCUUUCUCUCAAGAAAUGGAUUGUCUGGGGUACUGGUUAUUUAAACUGUGAAGUACUCUCUUUGGGCUACAAUCCUGUGAAAAAAUUAGUAUGGGAUCUCCAAGAAUGGCGCCAGGGCACUCAUGGCAAAAUACAAAAAAAAUGAGCCUUUUCUAUAGGAAAUCCACCUGAGUACAGUUCAAGAUUCCUCCAAGAAUUCUACUAUAUGAUAUAAAUUUUAUGUAGUAAAAAUCAGUAUUUAAUUCUCUAUUAUCCUGUAUCAAAAUAUCCUUUCAAAAUGAAAAAAACAUUUUUACAAAAAAUCCCUCUACCGCCCUCCAGACCUCAUCCUGCAACAUCUUAUUCUCCUAGCCGCUGUAUCCCCCCCUAGGGCAAUUUUUCGAAAAAAAAAUUUUUUAAACUUCGUAAAGAUAUUUCAAUACAGGGUAAUAGAGAAUUAAAUGCUGAUUUUUACUACAUAAAAUUUAUAUCAUAUAGAAGAAUCCUUGGAGGAAUUUUGAACUGUACUCAGAUAGAUUUCCUAUAAAAAAGGCUCAUUUUUUUGUAUUUUGCCAUGAGUGUCCUGGGGCCAUUCUUGGAGAUCCCACACUAAUUUUUUCACAGGAUUGUAGCCCAAAGAGAGUACUUCAAAGCUCAAAUAAUCAGUGCCCCAGGCAAUCCAUUUCUUGAGAGAAAACCUAUCCUGAAAGUGCCCACGUCUAUGAAAAUUUCGUUUUUCAUGGUGCUGUUCUGAGAAAAUGGAACGGUAUGGAUAGCUGAAAUUUUCAGAAAAAAUAUAUCUCUCAGUAUACUAUCAACAAUGAAAAUUUCAGACCUAUAUAUCAUUCCUAUCAAAAGUUACGAAGCGCCAAACUUACCAAAAAUGAACCUUUUUUCAUAUAUUGAGUACUUCAUAAAAUCCCAAUGGCUCAAUAUUUUAAAACAAAAAUUUUAUUCGAAAUAGAAUUCACUGAGGUAUAUGGCAAUAAAAAAUUUUAGCUCAUUUGGCUGAGCCAUUCGUGAGAUAUCGUAGUAUUAGGACCCCUAUUUAUAUAUAAGAUCAUUUUUAGGCCUUUUCGUAAAAUGCUCAUAAAAACCGAAGGAUCAAUAUUUUUUGAAUCGGCUUUCGUCAAAAUUCAUAAAGUACUUCCCUCCACAACAUAUCUUAAAUUGAGCAGGAUCUCUCUGAAGUUGGUCGUGGCUUAUAUGGACUGGCUCUUAAAUGCACAUUUGCCUACCCAAUAGUACGCCCUAAAAACCUUGCACACCCUAUCCAGCUUAUAGUACAUUAUAAAAAGAAUUUGUUUCACCAGAAAGAUGCACCAUCAAAUUCUGAGUGUACGAACGAGGGAACCUCCCCAAGUGAUACUCUCGGUUUGGACUCAUAUUUUGCCUAUAGGUAGGACUCAUAGCGUAGGUAAGAGCCCUAAAAUGGUUUGUGCCCAUAGCCUGUUGUUGUUGAGAUAUUACGUUUUUAAGAUAUUGGAAUAACUCACUACCGUGGUCCCCCUCAGGAACAUGAGAAAAACUCAUUUGAAAAUUUCGACUUGAAACUUUGUAUAGAGAGAGGUCUCAAUGAGAGUGGUUUAUUGUAAAAGUUUCAGACCUAUUCCUUGUUCCAAUUCUAAGAUACUGCUAUGGUAACCUAUGUCACUUGCAGAGGCAAGUUUUGGUGUUCGUAUUUCCGAUUAGGAGCAUUCAGCAAAGCUGAAACUUUCACAAUAAGCCACUCUCAUUGAGACCUCUCUCUAUACAAAGUUUCAAGUCGAAAUUUUCAAAUGAUGUUUUCUCAUGUUCCUCAGGGGGACC
This is a messenger RNA of Rotaria sp. Silwood2, 3444 nucleotides long. The record is from the annotation of a GenBank genome assembly. NCBI's taxonomy places the organism in Eukaryota, Metazoa, Rotifera, Eurotatoria, Philodinida, Philodinidae.